Messenger RNA from Rosa rugosa (rugosa rose), 1627 nucleotides. RefSeq lists its product as uncharacterized. Gene Ontology annotation, cellular component: chloroplast. The transcript is spliced from 2 exons. Lineage: Eukaryota; Viridiplantae; Streptophyta; Magnoliopsida; Rosales; Rosaceae. Bases 369 to 1328 code for a protein of 319 amino acids. The record is from RefSeq and is a predicted model, not a curated record.
UUCUUCUUCUUUUUUAAAAAGAGGUAAAUUUUCUUCGUGGACCAUUUCAUUGUUGCCUUCCCAUCUCAACCUAAACCUCGGAUAGUCCUCCAUACUUGGUUUUUGCCGCUCACUUAUCAUCGUCAUCAUCAUCUUCACCUGACCAGAACUCAAAACAAAAACCAAAUCUUGGAACAAACCACUUUUGGACACAGUAAACUUUUCCUCGCAAUUUCCUUUCCCUCCCCAAAACCCUUUCAUAAAACCUCAACAGAAACCCCUCCCAAUUCGGCUCACCUCUAAACCCCCCAAAUGUCAAUCACAUCCCGAAUUCAAAGCUAAGAAGUAAAACCCAUCAUUUUUUACUUUCUCCAUCUCCCAUUUCAGCAAUGGCUGUAACUCUAUCAGCCUCAGCAUCUCCAUUAACAUCAAAAUUGAUUCUUGGCAAAACCCUCCUCAGAUUUUCACCAAAACACUCCCACCCUUUCACUCCCCAAACCAAACAACCCCCAUUCAAUCCAAAUGGACUCAUAAAGCUUCAUUCUUUACGCCCAGUAGUCCCUAUUCUGAAAGCUUCUCCUCCACGAGCUUCUUCAAAUGGGUUUGAGGAAGAUGAGGUCUUGUCAAUUUUCCAAGAACGGCCGGUCAAAUUUGGGCUUUGGGUGUUGCUUUGGGCCUCUGUUUCACUUGCUUGGUUUGCUGCUUCCGGGGAUGCCAAUGCAGCUGCCACUGCCGCUGCUGCUGCUGCUGAUUCGAUUAGAGCUUCCUCUUUCGGCCUGAAGAUUGCAAAUGGGCUUCGGGGUUUGGGCUGGCCUGAUGAGGCUGUGGUGUUUGCAUUGGCUACGCUUCCGGUGAUUGAGCUUCGUGGGGCUAUUCCUGUUGGUUAUUGGUUGCAACUCAAGCCUGUUAUGCUAACUGUUCUAGCUGUUCUUGGGAACAUGGUUCCUGUGCCCUUCAUCAUACUUUACUUGAAGAGAUUUGCAUCUUUCCUUGCUGGAAAGAAUAAAGCUGCAUCUCAGUUCCUUGACUUAUUGUUUGAGAAGGCUAAAAAGAAAGCUGGCCCUGUAGAGGAGUUCCAAUGGCUUGGUCUGAUGUUGUUUGUGGCUGUGCCUUUCCCGGGAACAGGAGCAUGGACAGGAGCCAUUGUAGCUUCUAUUCUUGAUAUGCCAUUUUGGUCAGCAGUGUCCGCAAAUUUCUUUGGUGUUGUGUUGGCUGGGCUUCUAGUGAAUUUGCUGGUGAACCUUGGUCUCAAAUAUGCUAUUGUUACUGGUAUUGUUCUCUUCUUUAUCUCUACGUUCAUGUGGAGCAUCCUUCGGAAUCUUAAGAAGUCCUUAAGCUCAUCAACUUGACCAUAAGAUUGGAAAUUUUGAAGUAAUCCAAUACAUCUCGUGGGUUAACUGAUGACUUUGAACGUUGAGACUAUGCAAUCUCUAUUGACUUGCUACAUGUUUUCAUUGUCACAGCAUAAUUGGAAUUAGUACACUAUGCUGUAGAAAAUUUAUGAAUGUUUUGUGAUACUGUAAAUAGAAAUGAAGUAAUAUGAGAUGCAUCUUCUCUCAAACAGGUUAAAUUCCUGGUUAACUGGGAACAGGUUAUUGUAGUUGAAUGUGACUGUAAACAAUGUAAGGUCAAAUGUCUUCUUUCUUUG